Molecule: messenger RNA, 553 nt
Organism: Trichomonas vaginalis G3
Lineage: Eukaryota; Parabasalia; Trichomonadida; Trichomonadidae
Exons: 1
Source: RefSeq, a predicted model, not a curated record
AUGUACAGAAUAGAUGUUUCAGAUUUUUAUGACUUCCAAGCGUUCAGAAAUAUGUGUCCAUUUAGAGACUAUAACAAAGCAGUCGAGAAUUUGAAACGUUUAGUCAUUUAUGUCGACUCUGCCCCAGAAUGUUAUGUCAUGAAAGAAUGGGAUGUUGUCUUUAACAAACCAAGAGCAACCAUAGUUUCAGAACAAGAAUGUAGACAGAAACUUAAGAAAAUAAAAGUCGUACAAGUUGGCAUGAAGAUGUUAGAUGCUUGGGAUAUCUUAUUGUCAAAGUUAGAAGAUUUUUCAGUUCGUGGUAUAAAGUUCUAUACACCAUCUCCAAACUUCUAUUCUAUCUUCACUGGAUAUAAAUACGAACAAGUAGAAUGGAAAGAAAAUGUUAUAGAAGCUUGGUUAGACCAUGUCAAAGAAAUUAUAUGCAAUGGAAACGAAAGAGUCUAUGAGUAUAUCUUAUGUUGGUUUGCAAACAUCUUACAAUAUCCAAGUGCUAAAAAUGAAACUGCUCUCAUCAUAAUUGGAAAACAAGGAACUGGUAAGAAUACUUUCU